Strongylocentrotus purpuratus (purple sea urchin) is the source of this 2287-nucleotide messenger RNA. RefSeq names its product growth arrest-specific protein 2. Gene Ontology annotation, molecular function: microtubule binding; actin filament binding; cytoskeletal adaptor activity. Gene Ontology annotation, cellular component: actin filament. The coding region runs from base 120 to 980 and encodes 286 amino acids. Lineage: Eukaryota; Metazoa; Echinodermata; Echinoidea; Camarodonta; Strongylocentrotidae. Gene Ontology annotation, biological process: actin crosslink formation. The transcript is spliced from 7 exons. The record is from RefSeq and is a predicted model, not a curated record.
UCUAGAUUUCUGACAUUGACUGUUUUUGUUGACAACUUGAUUGACAUGCGCUGCUGACACACGACUUGGAAACUCCGUUUGUAUGCUUCUAAUUAGAGAUUGGAAGCAAUGAUGAUAGCAUGGCUAAUGAGUGUGGAACUGGUGACUCAUUAUCGUACUCUAAAGAGAUCAACAAAAGUGCCCAGAAGAGUUUGAUACCUCUCACAGAAGACUUGGCAGAAUGGCUCUCAAGGGUGUUAGAUGUUAGUGUUGAAGUUGACACAUUUAUGGACUCAUUAGACAAUGGCGUACUACUAUGUAAGCUUGCUCAAUUAGUACAACGCAAAGCCGUAGAAUGUCAAAAAGCAGGCCAUCAACUCAAAGAUAAUGUUCCACAAGGAAAAAUAAAAUGUCGAGAGAACGCCACGUCAGAAUCAUUCUUUGCACGUGAUAACAUUGCAACAUUUUUGUCUUGGUGUCGUGAGCUUGGAUUAGAAGAUACCUGUCUCUUUGAAACUGAUGGUCUAGUGUUAAGGAGAUCACCGCAGAAUGUGCUAGUGACUAUCUAUGAAUUAGCUCGCCUUGGAUCAAGGCUUGGCAUAGAACCACCAGGACUACUCAAACUUGAGAAAGAGAUUGAGAAGGAGGAGAGAAACCCUAGACCAGUCUCAGCUAAAAAGGUCUCAACCUUAGAUGAACAGGUCCGUAAGAUCUCUAAAGAGAAGAAAGUGACGGACAUCCAUAGGAUAUCAGAAGGAAAGUACAACAUUGGAGGAAAGAUCGUCUUGAUCAGGAUGCUUCGAGGGCGACAUGUCAUGGUCCGUGUAGGAGGUGGAUGGGAGACGUUAGAAUCCUACCUCGAUAAACACGUCGUGACGUCCAUGAAGCGGAUCGGACGAGCAGUAGAGCUAGGAGAGGGUGAAACUAUACAGGAUGAUUAUUUUGUCAUGAAUGCCAAAUACAAGAGCCACGAUAGCGUCAAUAAUAACGGAAGAAGAUAACCAGCUCUCAGCUAUGUAAAGUUGUUUUUGUGCUCAUUGUUUGUCAUAAAGUGCUUAAAUGCAAUGUGUCACGUAUAACAUGACAUUGUGACAUUUAUCCAUAUAUUAAACCAAGGUGAGGUAAAUGUGUACCGGUACCUGGCAUGAUAGUGUCAAUAAUAACGGAAGAAGAUAACCAGCUCUCAGCUAUGUAAAGUUGUUUUUGUCCCUAUUGUUUGUCAUAAAGUGCUUUAAUGCAAUGUGUCACGUAUUACAUGUGACAUUUAUCCAUAUAUUUUAUCAAUGGAUGAAUGAUCCUUUAAUAUGACUAUGACUAGUGGUAGUAAUAACAGAAAGCACCAUUAUUCAUUGGUCAUAUCAUAAGAUUCUUCAGUUUUUUAUGAAAUAUGUGAAGGAAAAAAAAGACUUGUUGUACGGACCACAUUGCAUGGAAUCGCCUUUUACCAUUUUUUUUUUACAACCGACCAAAGUGAAAAAAAAAAGAAAAAAAAAAUCACCACUGAAAUCAGUGAUCAAAAUCUCCAUGGGCUUUUGUCACCAAUACUGUUGCCAAAUUGUAUCUACCUGUAUUAAUUUUUCAGAGAUAAGCCCCCCCCCCCCCCUCCAAAAAAAAAGGCAAGGCUUGACAUUAACAGCGCACAUGGGCCCCCAAAAUCUUCAGUCUGGACCCCGAAAAUUAGGACACAUUUACAGUGGUCUCAUGCUUACAGACUUACAGAAUGGUCGGUGAUGAGCCCUGCAAAAGAUACUAUAGAGCCAUUAUUUUGAUCAUAUCACAUAUUGCAUUUUAAUGCAUAUCAUUCUUGUGUUGUGCGAUAUCUGUUUUGAUGAUUGAAUACUUUGCUCACCAUUGAUCAAAUUGAUGAGCAUUCAUUAUUGAGGUCUUUUGUGUGACUGAAGUUAGCUUUUUUCUCACUAAAAAUACAUGUAUUUUUUAUUUUACAUGUGUGGUCUAGUGGCUACGUCACCUGACUGUGGAUCACAUGAUUCAUGGUUUGAGCCCCGUCAUGGAACUAACGCCCUUAGGCAAGACAUUAAUCUGUAUGUGCCGCACCCAAGAAAGGUGAGGUAAAUGGGUACCUGGCAGGAAGUAAUUCUUUGAAAUGCUAGAGCGCCGUGAUGGCAGUCAUGCUAAAGCCGGCAUAGUAAUUGUUGAGCGCCAACAGUGUCGAGUCUGACAGACAUGAGCGCUAUACAAUAGCCCACUGUUAUUCUUGUUAUUAGUACUACAUGUAUGGAGUAGCACCUUGCACACUAUAUGAAUGCCUUUACUGAAUGAAUCAUCAGCAAAUUAUAUUAUUGUUUGU